Molecule: messenger RNA, 958 nt
Organism: Sphaerodactylus townsendi
Lineage: Eukaryota; Metazoa; Chordata; Lepidosauria; Squamata; Sphaerodactylidae
Exons: 8
Coding region: 7-735 (242 amino acids)
Source: RefSeq, a predicted model, not a curated record
GGGAAUAUGCAGGCUUUGACAUCCUCACUGUGGCAUUUCGUAAACAGGAAUACAUCUGAAAGACCUUCAGUUGAACCACAGAGUUCAUCUGUCUCACCGCUGGAAGAUCUUCGUCUCUCAAUGGCAUUGGAAGAUUCUUUACGGAUUGCUGUCUCUGCACUGGUGUUUGCUGCCUUCUGUGGAUGUGCGAUGCUGAUGCCUUUUUGUCAGCCACAAAAAUUGAGAAUGCGGGGGAAGGCCUGGAAAUGGCUGGGUAUCUAUGUGAAUGGGCUUGUGUGCUUGACAUCUGUCCUGGUCCUUGUGUCCCUCCUUCUCUGGAUUUACGAUCAAGGACUCUCUGCUCCCUUCAUUGUGCUCAUGAUCUUCCUCCUCUACGUGAUGCUGGUCACCUUGCUGCUAGUGGUCAGCCUUGUGUCCCAGCUGAACUUCAUUCGUCAGGUCACUGACAAGGCAGGACAACAUCUGCUGAACUUCACCACCCCUGGAGGGACGGUCUUGGUUGCUGUCACAUCCAGUAUGCUCAUAAAGCGGAUUAAUCAGAUUCAAACAAAGGGAAAGGCUGAGCCUGUUGACUUAACAGCUGUCAUAGCUGGAGCAUCUGCCAUCGCUAUCCUUCCUCAAAUAGUUAUCCUCGUGCUCUAUUGCAUGGAUCUACGAAAACAGGAGGCAGAAGAUCAAGUUUCCCGAAGGGAAAAAACCAGGGCGCUAGAAGCCCUGGUGCAAAUGAACCUCUGAGACACAGCAAGAGACUCGGCCUCAUCAGAGUCCCCCGCUGCGCUCCCUGGAAGAGGAUGAGAGGCGUGUACUUGUUCCGUGCUUGUCUUGUUGGACUUUGUCAGGCUUUCCAUGUAGACUCCCACUCAAAGCCUUUUUAAAAUGCUCGGGAACUGUAGCUGCUCAGCUCUAGCUCAGUGUUCAGAAUCCCACACAAGAGCCAAUAAAAGACACUCAAAGGUCA